AUGCGACUUGGGAAAAUAUUCCCAGCGCCGUCGGCGUGGCUUCAGAUCUUGAUGGCGUGCUCAAACAGCUGCGGAGCGGAAUCGCCCAGCGGCAACAACCAGGGUCUUCUGGGCAUCUGUCGCCCCGUCGCUAAGGAGGCCCUCACAGCCGAAGAGGCCGAAAAGGAUGCUUGGAGGCAAGCGGAGACAAAGAGGGUGGAAGACAUGGUGAGGGAAGAACAUGUCAUGCUACAGGAUGCGGCCAACAGGAGGGAUGAUACUGUCUCAACCAUGGAGACAAUAGGCGUAGAAGAUGCUGACAACAUGUUUGAAGGGUUUGUGGGGCGUAUCAGCCCACGACAGUACGUUCUAGACGGGGACAGAGCCUUGCCCACCAGACAUCCUGCCCUUCCGCCGAGCGCUUUGGGUCCACGUAAAUUUUAUUUCCUUGAGAACGCUGACGUAUCGAUGGAAGCCGUCACUCAUCAGAUGGCUGGAGUUCUUCGUACCGUGGAGGAAAAAGUAAAGAAAAUUGAGGCGCUUCAGAUUGACGGGCCUUCAGGUCAGCAGAAAGGAGGCUCUGGAAACCCGAGCGGUGCCCUAAUUGCACCACCAGUUUCACCGCCUGGCAUAACUGACUCAUCGUCAUCCAGUGCCAACCAGGAUGACAAAGAGGGUGGUGGAGACGCCGACAAUACGAAGGACAACAACUUUGAUAGAAACGGCAACCCCUUGGAUUCGGCCGGAGAUCGAGGCCAUCUGGCCGUGAAAUCAGAUGGCACUCUCAUGGCAGAAGGUGCCGACACAGAAAUUGGCCCAGCGCCCCGAUAUGCGCCGGGUACGACAUACAACGAUUUUUCAAGGCAUUUAUUUGCUUCAAGUGAAGCCGAAGAACUCCCGAACGUGGCUGCCCAGCCGUGGUGUACAACCACGCUACAAGAAACGAGACGAUGCAUCGGAGCAGAGCUUGAAGUGGCCAUGCUCUGCAUGCAAAAGCGACUCGGCAAGCAACCCAUCGUGUACGGCGAGCAGGACGCCACCGGUGAACUUGAAAAAGAACAAGGAACUGAAGACAGCGUAGCCAGCAAGCCCGCAGAGCAGCCGCCCGAGAAAGAGGUGGUGCGGACACGGGAGCACGGCAGAUCGUCCCGGUUACAGUCGGCGAGCACCCCACGCCGCGGCCCACGAACAAGUUAA
Messenger RNA from Ectocarpus siliculosus, 1176 nucleotides. NCBI's taxonomy places the organism in Eukaryota, Phaeophyceae, Ectocarpales, Ectocarpaceae. The record is from the annotation of a GenBank genome assembly.